Molecule: messenger RNA, 524 nt
Organism: Branchiostoma belcheri (Belcher's lancelet)
Lineage: Eukaryota; Metazoa; Chordata; Leptocardii; Amphioxiformes; Branchiostomatidae
Exons: 4
Coding region: 198-524 (108 amino acids)
Source: RefSeq, a predicted model, not a curated record
CUUGACCACACUGUGAUAACACGCCGGAGGGAUUUUCUGGGAUUUGGAACGGUCCACAUUCCUGCAGCCUGUUCACACGGCGUUCUGUAGACACUACAAGCCGAGGAGCGCACCGCAAAUGACCACACCACCUCUCCAGGUACCACAGGUUAGCUGUGUAGAGAGGGAGGCCCGUAGACCGUGUGGUUCGCUGCAGAAUGGGAGCCAUGGAGGGGGAGUGUUACUUCUAUGAUUUCUACGACUUUGGCGGGGGUCUGGGCAGCAUGAUCCGGCAUGCCCCUGAGCUGGAGGAGAUCACGGUUCUCCCCGAGACGCCGGCCUCGCUGCUAAACACCACAACAACCACAAACACCAACUUUAACUUCGAGAUGAGUGAAGGGUCCGGUGUUGGUGGUCAGAGAAGCGUGCUGACGCCGGACAUGAUCCGCAUAGAAUAUCCACAGCUGCCACUGGCUGUUGAAGAUAAGUGGAAGCCUCUCUUUGACAAGGUAUGUGGUUUUAGAAUACCUGGUAGCCUAGCAUAG